UCUAUAUCUUUAUCUCUUUCGCAAAGAGUAAAUUAAUUUAAUUUAAUGGAACUUUCGUUUGGUCGAAGAGCAAAAGUUUAAUUAAUAAUUAUUCAUAAAACUUAUAAUUUACAAUGUAUGUACCAACUACAAACGUACCACAUGUGCUUUGAAGAUGCUAAGACAUCUUACGAGGGAAAUACAAAACGAUUCCACUGAAAAGAGCAAUGAAUCAAAUGCUACUCACUUAGAUGUCACAGUACUCCCAGAAUUUUCUGUGCGUUUGGUUGUCUGUGAUCAUUAUUUGGCCAAGCCAUUGCCUGGAGUUGAUGUAAUAUACUCAGAAUUCAGAGGUUCAGACAUAAAGCAGGUACCAGUUUUGAGGAUAUUUGGACCUACACCAGAUGGGCGCAAGGCAUGUUUACAUGUACAUGGAGUAUUCCCAUACUUUUACAUACCAUGCCCCACACCAAAUCCAGAACCUCAGUUUUUAUAUCAAAUAGCAGCUAGCUUAGACAAAGCUCUAAACAUUGCUUUAAAACAAGCAACAUCAGCAAAUCAACAUGUUUACAAAAUUACUUUGGUUAAAGGACUACCUUUUUAUGGAUAUCAUGAUAAAGAACAUCUAUUUUUAAAAAUAUUUUUGUACAGUCCUGGUCUCAUACGGCAAGCAGUUGAAUUAUGUAGUAAUGGAGCAAUUUUGGGUCAAUCUUUACAACCUCAUGAGUCUCAUUUAAAUUUUACACUGCAGUUCUUUAUUGACUUCAACCUUUUUGGUAUGAGUAAUGUUGAUUUGCAGCAUGUAAAAUUUCGAAAAAAUGGUUUAUCACAAUAUAGUGAUGAACCUGCUAAAUCAUUUGAUGAAAUUGGAGUGAAGCCUGAAAGUAGUUGUUUUUAUGAAGUAGACUGUAUUGCAGCUCAUAUUAUAUAUCGCCAAAGAGUAGGUAGAGGUGAUGGCAUUGAAAACCCUGGUCUUGAAGAGGUAUGGAAUCAAGAAAAAGAAAGACGAAAGAAGUUGAAUGUAUCAAUAGCUUCGAAUUCAUUAUCUCAGGGACGAAUAGGCAUUGAAGAAACAGAUACUCAUAGUAAAUUUGAAAAAAUCAUGGUAUUGAAACUGGCAGAGAAUGGUGAUAAACUAGUAGAUGUUAAAAAUACAAAAGAAUUAGUGCAUUAUCCAGCAGAAAACCAAGGCGGUUCUGAAUUACUUAAUGCUACUGAUAUAAGUAAUCAUAUUCAAGAUAGUACAAGCUUAAGUUAUAAUACAACGUUGAGAAGAGUUCAAGAAGAAUCAAUUUGCAAUAUAGAUGAUACAGUUGUUGAUGAAGAUGUUGCAUUAAAUAGCAGUUUCUCUUUAAAAUAUAGCCAAAUAUUUUUGGAUAGUGAAGAUUUAGAACUUGUUGACAUGUUGCAAGAUCUAGAUGAACAACCAGUUGAAAAUGACAGUGUAAUGGGUACACCAGCAAAUGCUGAUAUGGAAAAUAGCACAGAAUCUGAUGAUGCAGAAUAUUCACAAAUCUAUGAUGAGAAAACUAUUCUUCUGGAUCCCUAUACUCGUAACAAGGAAAAUAGUGAGGACUCGCCACCAUGGAAUGAUUCAUUUUGGGAUGGAGCUAAUAUACCACAGUUGGAUGGAACGUGUGAUGACGAUCAUGUAAAGAAAGUAAGAAAAAGAAAAAUGAGACCACUUAAAGUAGGGUUAUCUCGACCAAAAGGCAAAAAGAAGGUAGACUUGGUUAAAUUAUUAGAGAAAGACAACCAAGAAAAGCAAGAUAAAGAAAUUGAUAGUGAAACAGAUGAAAUCGACGUUUCUAGAGAAACAAUAGAAGAUAUAUCUAUUUUACAUCUUAAAAGAGCAUCUAAAAUUAAUUCUCCUUUUAAAGGAAAUCUUGAUAUUAAAAGUCCUGAAACUAUGAUACAAAAUGAAAAUCCUUUGCCGAGUGCAGCUGUUUUGUAUGAUAUAAAAAAAGAAUUUGAACCAGUUGCAGGUCCAUCGAAUGCUAAUAAUGUUAAAGAUAAAUCAAUGAAUAUGUCUUUUACAGACAAUUAUGAUUCAACACCUGAACAAGAUAUAGGAAUAGAAAGUUUUUAUGAUAAAUCAAAAUUAUUUGAUUUAUCAAUUGAGGACAAAUCGAUACUAGAAAACGAAUCCUCUAAUACAGAAAGUCAAAGUAUAUUAAAAGACAUUGUAAAAAUUGAACAUAUUUCUUUACAAGAUCGUAAAACUAAAAAUUGUAAUAGAAAAAUUUGGACUCCUAAAAUUAGACCACCCUCUAAAGAGUAUGUAUUAUCAACUCUAGAAAAAUAUUCGAUUCCAAAAACAAGAAACCCUGAACCUUAUUUUUCAUGUUACAAAGAUGUCGGUGACAAAGUGGAAAUCGGUCAAAUGGUACUAAAAUUAAACAGCAAACUAGCUCGAGAUCAAAAACCCAUUGAUAAAGUUUUAGACGUCACUAGUAUAGAAGAGUGGCGCCAGUUGUUAUUUUUACAGACAAACGAAAUGUCUGAAGAAACGUCGAAACCCGACGCUUUAAAAUUAUUACUUGCAAGUAACAGACAAUGUAUACUACGACCAUUGGAAAAUCCUCCGACACGCGGUGAAGUAAUAAAAUGGUUUGAGAAAAACCAAACUAAUACAAAAGCUAAAGAAUUACCUAGAGAAAGUGCUGAUGAUGUCCAAGUAAAUAUUGAUGAUUUAGAAAGUUCCCAAGCUAUAGGGCUUAAUGAUUUAAAUAACACACUGAGCUUAGAAUUAACACAGAAGGAAAAAUCGGAAUUAAAUAACACUCUUCAAGUGACAAUGCAGCCUGAUGGAUCAUUUCUUUGUUUUGGUGGUAGUGAUAAUAAUAAGGAAAAUUCACUUUUUUCUCAAACAGUUGAGAACGACUUCCUUACGGUCAUGCUUAUAGAAGUACAUACGGCUGUAAGAGGAGAUUUUAAUCCGGACCCAGCAAUAGAUCAAAUAGAAGCUGUAUUUCUUUCCGUUACAAACGACUGCCCGCAAAACCACCAUUUACAAAGAAAUGUUACUGAAAUUUUUGUUGUCGAUAGUACAAAUGGCACAAAAUUCUUAGACAGAUGCGUGUUUAAUUACAAAGUUAGUUACGUAAAUGAUGAAAAUGCAAUUUUCGAAAAAGUAAUUGAUUUCGUCAAGAAACAUGAUCCCGAUAUUAUGUGUGGAUACGAAAUAGAGAUGAAUUCUUGGGGUUACGUACUGAAAAGGGCGCAAGUAUUGGGAUUGGAAAUGGUAAAGGAAAUUUCUAGAAUCACGGAGAAAAAUCGCCAGAAACGUUACAGGAAUGACGAAAAUGAAUUCGAGGGUAGAAUAAUUGGAAGGAUCACUUUUAACGUGUGGCGUUUGUUUCGAUACGAACUUGCACUGUCGAGCUACAGUUUUGAGAAUUGCAUGUACGAAGUGUUAAAAGAAAGGGUGCCCACAUACAGUCAUGCCCAAUUGGCUGGAUGGUGGCAUGACCGAUCUAGAAUACUGCGAUGGAUUCCUGUGGAAUAUUACCUGACGAAAUUAAAUGGGACUGUCCGAAUGUUGGACAAGCUUGACAUAAUCAAUCGUACAUCGGAGUUAGCGCGGCUAUUCGGCCUGCAGUGGUGGGAAGUUCUAUCGAGAGGUUCUCAAUUUCGAGUGGAGUCGCUGAUGCUCCGAGCGGCGAGACCUCUCAACUUGGUAGCAUUAUCACCCACAGUCAAACAGAGGGCAGCCAUGCGAGCACCGGAAUGCCUUCCUCUUAUUUUUGAACCAGAAUCUCGUUAUUACUCAGAUCCAGUUAUUGUAUUAGAUUUUCAAAGUCUCUAUCCAUCAAUGAUGAUCGCUUAUAACUACUGUUUCUCAACUUGUAUCGGAAGAGUACAAAAUAUAAAUGGCGACUUUCCCUACGAAUUCGGAGCUUGGCGAUUACGUAUCCCUCAAACUAAACUGGAGACACUAAUGCAGAACGGUCUCGUCCAUUGGUCGCCUGUAGGUGUUGGAUUCGUAAAACCCUCGGUCCGUCGAGGAGUAUUGCCAGCAUUGCUGAGGAGAAUCCUCGCAGCGAGGCAGGCUGUGAAGAAAGGCAUGAAACUGCAGACAGACGAAACCGUGAAGAAAGCCAUGCACUCCCGACAGUUAGGGUUGAAGUUGAUAGCAAACGUGACGUACGGCUACACGGCGGCGAACUUCAGCGGGCGCAUGCCGUGCGUGGAGGUGGGCGACAGCGUGGUGGCGAAGGGCAGGGAGACACUGGAGCGGGCCAUCAGGCUGGUGAAGAACAGCAAGUGGAAUGCUAAGGUUGUCUAUGGCGACACAGACUCCAUGUUUGUGGUGGUGCCAGGAGGUACCCGUGCCGAGGCCUUCGACAUCGGCCAGCAGAUAGCUGACGCGGUCACUGCUGACAACCCUUCACCAGUCGCCCUCAAACUGGAGAAGGUGUAUCAGCCUUGCAUCUUACAAACGAAGAAACGCUACGUGGGCUACAUGUACGAAAGUCCGGAGCAAGAGAAGCCGGUGUACGAGGCGAAGGGCAUCGAGACCGUCCGCAGAGAUGGCUGCCCGGCCGGGGUUAAGCUAUUGCAGCGCUCUCUGUGCGCGUUAUUCGACACGGGCGACAUGUCGCUGGUGAAGCGGCUGGUGUGCGGCGCGCUGGCGCGGCUGGCGGCCGGCAGCCUGUGUCCGCAGGAGCUGUUCUUCACGCGCGAGUACCACGGCGCGGCCGGGUACCGCCCCGGGGCCGCCGCGCCGCCCAAUGAGAUCGCCAAGCGGCUGUCGUCGCGCGACCGGCGCCGGACGCCGCGCACCGGCGAGCGCGUGGCGUGGCUGGUGUGCGCGGGCGCGCCCGGCACGCCGCUGGUGCGGCUGGCGCGCGCGCCGCACGAGCUGCUGCGCGACCGCUCGCUGGGCCCGCACGUGGCGUACUACGCGACCCGCGUACUGCUGCCGCCGCUGCACCGGUGCCUGUCGCUGCUCGGCGCGGACGUCAACAAGUGGUGGCAAGAAAUCGGCUGGAGUCGCGAGUGUUUGCUGGAGCGGGCGGGCGCGGCGGGCGGCAUCGCGCGAUACAUGCAGCGCGGCCGGUGCGCGGUGUGCGGCGCGCGCGGCGCCCGCUCGCUGUGCGGCCCGUGCGCCGCGCGCGCGCGACCCUCGACCACACUGCUCGCCGCGCGACUGUCUCGCGCUGACGAGGACUUGCUGCAUUGUAACCAGAUUUGUAAGUCCUGCUGCGGUCAUCCGCGGUACACGGAAUGCGAGAACACAGAAUGUCCUGUUCUUUGGCGGCGAGUCGCAGCCAUACAGAAGUUGGAGCAACUGCGUGACGUCACAAAUAACUUGCCGCCUAACUACAUGGAAGAAAGAAUCGAAUUUUAGUGGAUAAGGAAUAUUGUAUGCGGAAUCAUGUAAUAAAUAGAAGUAUAUAU
Molecule: messenger RNA, 5382 nt
Organism: Bicyclus anynana (squinting bush brown)
Lineage: Eukaryota; Metazoa; Arthropoda; Insecta; Lepidoptera; Nymphalidae
Gene: DNApol-zeta
Product: DNA polymerase zeta catalytic subunit
Exons: 20
Coding region: 155-5332 (1725 amino acids)
Biological process (GO): error-prone translesion synthesis; double-strand break repair via homologous recombination
Cellular component (GO): zeta DNA polymerase complex; nucleus
Molecular function (GO): DNA binding; DNA-directed DNA polymerase activity; nucleotide binding
Source: RefSeq, a predicted model, not a curated record